Molecule: messenger RNA, 722 nt
Organism: Macrobrachium nipponense
Lineage: Eukaryota; Metazoa; Arthropoda; Malacostraca; Decapoda; Palaemonidae
Exons: 5
Coding region: 102-701 (199 amino acids)
Source: RefSeq, a predicted model, not a curated record
CAGGGGAGCUGUUUCAGAGGCAAAUCUCGCCUAAUACUACUACGUUGAUCACAAGUCUGCAAGUUAUUAUAUCUACAGGUUUUGUCGGGUUUUAUCAAACAAUGGCUGUUAACAAUGUCACGUACGAAAUUCCGCCCGGCAAUGCUCUCUCUUGUAUAUCAUGUGACAGCGCAUUUAGGAGUGUGGCAGAUGCAAUAGAGCACACUGUUGUGUGUCAUAAAAAGCAUAGACUGACAAAUAAGUAUGAGGGACAAAACCAGAUAGAAAAAAUUAAAGGAUCAAUGACAUGGACAAGAGCAAAUGUUGCACACCUAUUGGAUGUACUGAAAAAGAAGGUGGUUGACUUAGGCAAAGCCAAGGCCCACUACAGAACUAAUGAACUAGGAAGGGUUUAUGAUGAGAUAACUAUAGAACUGGCUAAUAUUAUUGGGCCAGGCAUUACUCGUUACCAAAUGACCAGGAAAUGGAAUCUUCUGCAGAGACGCGCACUGCAGCAUGAGAGAUCGAGGAAAAAGUUAUUGAAAGAAGGAAUGCCACCUCCUGAUCCACCACCAUUUCACCCUUCUGUUAAGGAAAUAAUGAGAUGUGUAGAAGAAGAAAAGAUAAAAUAUUUAAAGGAAAUGGAGCAUUCUGACAAAAGUUACACUUUAAAAUUGAAAGAAGGGGAAUUAGAAAUUCCAGAGGAACUCUCCUGUUGCUAGAGUAAGUUUUAUUUUCAUGUG